UUAUAUUGCAUCAGUGCACUCUCUUUAAUUUCCCUCUCUGCUAUAAAUAUAUAUACCUCUCAUCCUCACCCCCUCGUCAUAUCUUUCUUCUCCAAACAUGAAAAUCUUCUCAAUCUUCUUUAUUGCUAUUCUCCUCAUACAGGGGUUUGGAGAGGCCUUGCUCAUGGAUGACUUCAAUAAUUCUGUAACCAAAAUGAAUGAAGACAGUAGGGUGGGAGCCCUUUUCAAGAAAAGUCAUCAUCCAAAAAUAAAUUGUGGGCAUGCAUGCGCAAGAAGAUGUAGGAAAUCAUCAAGAAAGAAUGUGUGCAGUAGAGCAUGCAAGACGUGCUGCAGGAGAUGCAAUUGUGUCCCGCCGGGAACUUACGGCAACAAGCAUCUUUGCCCUUGCUAUGCCCGCCUUAAGACUCAUGGAAACAAGCUUAAGUGUCCAUAAUUCGUUUUGACGAUAGAUAGUUCAACUGGUCACAAAGGUGAAAUUUGUCAUAAGAAACAUGGAUGAGUAACUUAGCCUCUGUUGACUAUUUGAGUCACUUUAUUUAAUAUAUCUUUCGGAAGGCAUAUGGGUGAGCGAUUCCACCUUUUUUGUCAAAAGCAUAUUAUCAAUAUGACAAGACGGAUAGCAUGAUAUUAGUAUGACAAUGUAAUAAUAAAAGAAUAAAUAGACUUUUAUUUUACCUUA
Molecule: messenger RNA, 679 nt
Organism: Ipomoea triloba (trilobed morning glory)
Lineage: Eukaryota; Viridiplantae; Streptophyta; Magnoliopsida; Solanales; Convolvulaceae
Product: gibberellin-regulated protein 9-like
Exons: 4
Coding region: 98-433 (111 amino acids)
Source: RefSeq, a predicted model, not a curated record